UUUGUAAAUUAACUUGGUGACAAUGAGAAUAACAAUUUUAUUUGUUGUCUUUUCUAUAGCUGGAAUCUACGCCUUCACAGAGGAUGAGACGAAACAAAUUAGAAAUAUUUGUUUAAACAGAAUUGGUAAGGAAGCCAAUUUAAAAGGAAAACGAGGAGAUGAAGGAUUUUCUGGUAUGCCGGGAUGGCCAGCACCUCCAGGAUUUCCAGGGCCAAAAGGACAAAGCGGUAUAAUUCCUAAAUACAUGAUUAGUGAACAUGGUAUGCCAGGUCUAAGAGGAGAAAAAGGUGAUCCAGGGCUCCCUGGACCAAUUGGUCCUCCAGGACAGAAAGGCGACUGUCGUUGUUUAAGGGGAUAUCAGCAACUCAAGUAGGCUUUAAUGACAAGAAUGUAAAGGAAGCAAAAUUGGUCCCACAACAAGUUAUGUAACAACCUUAGUUAAUAAAUUUUGUUGAUUAGGUAAUACUGAUAUGUUUUAUGUUUGUGUAAUUAUUAACAUUAA
Molecule: messenger RNA, 502 nt
Organism: Diabrotica balteata
Lineage: Eukaryota; Metazoa; Arthropoda; Insecta; Coleoptera; Chrysomelidae
Source: the annotation of a GenBank genome assembly